GCACCGCUCCGCUCCGCGCCCACACACCUAGCCCGACCGACCGACUCCGGUCCCGGCGGCGGCGGCUCCCGCGGGGCGCAGCGCGGCAGGGCGCGCUCCCGGCUGCGGUCAGCGCUCCAGCCACGCCGGGUGCUGGCAGCGGUGGGCACAGGCUGGACGGCGCCUCUCUGGCAGCUGCGGAAGCCCAGCACAGCCUCAGUCUUCCCCCUCCCCCGCCUCCCUUUUUGACUAGUGCUGUUAUAUUAGUACUUUGGAGGCUCCAGCUGAAAUGAGGAUCACACUGAAAAAAGGGAAAAGUUGAAGCUCUUGACCACUAUCCAGGAGAUCGUUGGCUUCUGUCAGCCAGACCGUUGCACUGAGAAGGAGAACCUCUGCAAGUUUUUCUCAAUGACUCUAUAGCCAACUGAUGUAACAAUGGUACUAAUACUGGGACGCAGACUGAAUAGAGAGGAUAGCGGGAUACGAGAUUCCCCUGCAACCAAGCGGAAAGUUUUUGAAAUGGACCCAAAAUCGUUGUCAGGCCCUGAGUUUUUCGACUUCUCCUCGGGAUCAUCCCACGCAGAAAGCAUUCUCCAGAUCUUCAAUGAAUUCCGAGACAGCCGGCUGUUCACGGAUGUCAUCAUCUGCGUGGAGGGUCGGGAGUUCCCGUGCCACCGCGCCGUCCUCUCGGCCUGCAGCAGCUACUUCAGAGCUAUGUUCUGCAAUGACCACAGGGAGAGCAGAGAGAUGCUGGUGGAGAUCAACGGCAUUUUUGCUGAAGCCAUGGAUUGCUUUUUGCAGUACGUGUACACGGGCAAGGUGAAAAUCACGACGGAGAACGUGCAGUAUCUCUUUGAAACGUCGAGUCUGUUCCAGAUUAGCGUCCUGCGUGACGCCUGCGCCAAGUUCCUGGAGGAGCAGCUGGAUCCGUGCAAUUGCCUGGGCAUCCAGCGCUUUGCGGACACGCACUCGCUCAAGACACUGUUCACCAAGUGCAGGAACUUCGCGCUGCAGACCUUUGAGGAUGUGUCCCAGCAUGAAGAAUUCCUGGAGCUGGGGAAGGACGAGCUUAUUGAUUACAUUUGCAGCGACGAGCUGGUGAUCAGCAAGGAGGAGAUGGUGUUCGAGGCCGUGAUGCGCUGGGUGUACCGCGCGGUCGAGCUGCGCCGGCCCGUGCUCCACGAGCUCCUGACGCAUGUCCGGCUCCCGCUCCUGCACCCUAACUACUUUGUUCAGACUGUAGAAGUGGACCAGCUGAUUCAGAAUUCCCCAGAGUGCUACCAGCUGCUGCAUGAAGCUAGGCGAUACCACAUCCUUGGAAACGAGAUGAUGUCUCCCAGAACUAGGCCACGCAGAUCAACUGGUUAUUCUGAGGUGAUAGUUGUUGUUGGAGGCUGUGAACGAGUUGGAGGGUUUAAUUUGCCAUACACGGAGUGCUAUGAUCCUGUGACAGGAGAGUGGAAGUCACUGGCUAAACUUCCAGAGUUUACCAAGUCUGAGUACGCAGUGUGUGCUUUGCGGAAUGAUAUUCUUGUUUCAGGUGGAAGAAUCAAUAGCCGGGAUGUCUGGAUUUAUAACUCUCAACUUAACAUUUGGAUCAGAGUCGCAUCCUUAAAUAAAGGCAGAUGGAGACAUAAAAUGGCUGUUCUUCUGGGUAAAGUGUAUGUGGUGGGAGGAUACGAUGGGCAAAACCGCCUGAGCAGUGUGGAGUGCUACGACUCCUUCUCCAAUCGCUGGACUGAGGUGGCUCCUCUGAAGGAGGCUGUGAGCUCCCCUGCUGUCACCAGCUGUGUUGGCAAACUCUUUGUCAUCGGGGGUGGCCCUGAUGACAACACCUGUUCUGACAAGGUUCAGUCGUAUGAUCCUGAUACCAAUUCCUGGUUGCUCCGUGCCACCAUCCCUAUUGCCAAGAGAUGUAUCACGGCUGUGUCCCUGAACAACCUGAUAUACGUUGCUGGUGGGCUCACCAAAGCCAUUUACUGCUAUGACCCCAUUGAGGACUACUGGAUGCAUGUACAGAAUACAUUCAGCAGACAGGAGAACUGUGGCAUGUCUGUGUGUAAUGGAAAAAUCUAUAUUCUUGGUGGAAGACGGGAAAAUGGUGAAGCCACAGACACUAUUCUUUGUUAUGACCCUGCAACGGGCAUUAUCACAGGAGUAGCAGCCAUGCCCAGGCCAGUAUCGUAUCAUGGCUGUGUGACCAUUCAUAGAUACAAUGAAAAAGGCUUUAAACUGUAAUUUUUUUUUUCUUGAAUAAAGAAGAAGAAUGAAUCCAGUGGUCUGCUGCAAGACAGGCUUUUUAAAGAUUCCUGAAGUGGGAAUUCCCUGCCUAAGUGUCAUAUGAAAAUUAUAUCCUGUGCCUUUAGAAAAAGGGCUAAUGUAACUUACCAAACAAGUCUACAAACCUAUCCAGUAACCAGAGUUCAGAUAGCUCUGCUUGGGCUCUGAUAUGAGAGCAGGACAUUGUACAGAGGAUGGAAAGUUUGCCCUAUGUGUGAUUAGUAAUUAAAACCUUGAAAGCUUUUUGGGGAAAGUGCCUUCAGCAUUUGUGCCUGUGUCUUUAAAAGCAAUAUAUUCAAGGUGUUUCUGGUUCUGCCAAUGGGAAAAAUGUAUAGGCAAGUAAAUCCCAAAGAAUCAUCCUGAAUCAUUAUAUGCAAUUUAAAAAGUUCAAUUAUAAUUCAUAUAUCAUUCUUAAAAGCAGAUUACUUGGCUUAACCAAGUAAAUUUUUUUGUCAGAUCAUGCAUAGGUUGAAAUUAAAAGAAAAAAAAACCAAACAAACAACAACACAAAAAAACCAAAGCAAAACCAAAACACCAACAAAACAAGCUACACUGGACAAAUAUGAGAAUCUCUGAGAAAUGCUUUCUUCUGAAGGCCAAACUGGUUGUUUGGCGAGCCACUACAACACACCGCGGUGAUGCUUUUGUACAUUAACCCUGUGGAACGUAUUCAUAGUGCUCAUAAAUGUCCAGCAAAGAAGUACAAGACUACAUGACAUGGAAAACCAGUGGGUUCAGGCAUGCACCUGUGAGGCAAAGUUUGAGUCACAGUUUUUACCUUUUUGAAUAGUAUGGGUGAAGGCUGAGAGUUACUGGGUUCACUCUUUGCUCACUGCAAUGUCUAAACUAUUUAGGAAAUAAAAGGACAUUGAACUCUGGAUUCUCGCAAUUUUCUGAAUCACAUUAUAAAUUACCUGAUCAUAGAGGUGGGGACUUCAGUUUGUGCCCUGCAGCUUAUAAAUUGGUCUUUUGGAUGUCUCAUCUGCAGAGUAUCCAGCAAGUAUUUCUUGGCCUUUCUUCAGAUAAUCACUUACUGUAGCACAGUUAAACUACUGAAUGAGCUGCUUGGCUUCAGAUAAAGAAUUUCUGGAAAGGCUCCUCCUUUCCAGAAAAAUAUCUGCGGGCCUGUCCAUGUAGCCAUAUGAUGUGUUUUGGAUAAUUUUGAAGCCUAGGAAGCACCUGUAUUUUGAUGCACCACCAUUGUUGUGUUGGGGUUUUUUUCAGUAAAGGUAUUUUUUUAAGUCCUCCCUAGAUUUCUGUACUAGGACUCUUUAUUUCCAGUACACAGUUGUACAGCUGAGGCACAAAGUUCAUAAAAAUUGAAAUAGCACUUGGGAGUUGGAAAACUAAUAGGAUUGUCUGUGUACCAAUUUCCUGUAAAUCACCAAAAACCUCAGGAACUGCCUUUCAAAGGAACUCUGAGGACAGCAGCCAGUAAGGAAGUUGGUCAGUGCCAGGGCAGAAAAACCCCAUAAAACCCCUGCAGAGCCAGCCCUGGCCUCAGGGUUCUGGUCUCUGUGCUUGCUCAGGAGGGUGAAAACAAGCACCAUCUCUGGAACGUUGUUUGUUCCACUGGACUUUCCUCAUCUGUUUUCCCAGAGUAUUUCUUCAUGAGAUGGAAAUUCUGACCCUCAGCAAAGCUAUGCCAAACUGGGAGUCACCAUUUUCAGUAAUAUGGUCAUGAGUUUUAAAGGGCACUGGGAGCUGCACUUUGGGAUGCAUUAACUUGUAACCUCAGGAAAGGACACAAAUUUCAGUUUCUGGCUGAAUACCAAAUACUACUUUUGAUAUGGUAAGAAUACUGGUAAAAUACAAAUCAUUGCAUAUCAGUGAUGUAGUCAGGAGGUCAGCCCCUGAGCAUUCAUGUUGCCCUAAAAAGAAAAUCCCUUGGUAAUGUAAGACAAAUGAAUCAGAUAAAUUAAUCCUUUUCUAAGUUUCAUCUGUUUUGCUCACUAAGUUUUACUUUGAAAUGGCAAUUUCAGUACCUGUGAAUAAGGUCUGUUGAUUGCAAUGAUAAUUGCCCUGUAACUGAUUUUAUGUACUAACAGCAUAUAUAGCUUGUGCCAUCAUUGUAAAUAAAAAUGACGAAGACUAUA
Messenger RNA from Vidua chalybeata, 4355 nucleotides. It is a transcript of the gene KLHL24, whose product is annotated as kelch like family member 24. Bases 415 to 2217 code for a protein of 600 amino acids. Lineage: Eukaryota; Metazoa; Chordata; Aves; Passeriformes; Viduidae. The transcript has 9 exons. Gene Ontology annotation, molecular function: protein binding. The record is from RefSeq and is a predicted model, not a curated record.